AUGGCUCCUCACGAACGGCUAAAGGCUCCUCACGAACGGUUGUGUAAUAGAACAGUGACGAGUGCUGACGACCCCAACAACACAGUGAUGAGUAUUGACGACCCCAACACAACAGUGAUGAGUAUUGACGACCCCAACACAACAGUGAUGAGUGCUGACGACCCCAACACAACAGUGACAAGUGCUGACGACCCCAACACAACAGUGACGAGUGCUGACGACCCCAACACAACAGUGACGAGAGCUGACGACCCCAACACAACAGUGACGAGAGCUGACGACCCCAACACAACAGUGACGAGAGCUGACGACCCCAACACAACAGUGAUGAGUAUUGACGACCCCAACACAACAGUGACGAGAGCUGACGACCCCAACACAACAGUGACGAGUGCUGACGACCCCAACACAACAGUGACGAGUGCUGACGACCCCAACAACACAGUGACGAGUGCUGACGACCCCAACACAACAGUGACGAACGGCAGCUCGGAGAGGCGCUGGCUCCGCGAGUCACUGAAAACAAACUUUCCCGCGAGGUUUAGCGACACGCAGCACAAAAACAAUAGACAUUCUAUCCCCCCAACAGUGUAUUGCCACAACGACCUCUACAUCAAUAACGGUAGGCUUGUGAUCAAUGGGACAUCAGUAGAGCUGGCCACAUACGUAACCUGUGCCAUCUCGCAUGCUCUGGCUGCCCCAACAGCCGCCAUUACAGAGCCACACGCCAUUAACCAAGAGUGGCAGCCACCAUUACAUGGGCCAGGACCUGGACCACAUGUGGCCAACCAAACACAGAUGUUGAAAUUACAGCUCUCACACUGCCAAUACAGACCAUAA
Molecule: messenger RNA, 840 nt
Organism: Procambarus clarkii (red swamp crayfish)
Lineage: Eukaryota; Metazoa; Arthropoda; Malacostraca; Decapoda; Cambaridae
Product: mucin-22-like
Source: RefSeq, a predicted model, not a curated record